UUGGCAACAGCGACAGGGAAAAGCAGGGAGGGACUGUCCUAGAUAUAACACAGACAUUGGCAAGUCAAAGAGAGAAACACAUCCAGGAGAAAGUGGGAUAGCGGGGAAGAGAAGCAGACAGCUGAGGAAGCAGCCAGGGGGGAAAAAAAGAGGAGGGGGCAGACACAAGGACACAGACAUGAAGACAGAGGAAAUUGUUGCAGAGGCAAGUGGAGAAAUUUUUAAAGCAAGGGCAGAUGAGAAGAAAGAGGGAAAAGAACAAUAAAGAAGUCGUCGCACCAUCUGCUCCCACAGAGAGAAACAUGUUAGCCAUUCAGACGACAGCAGGGAGGCAGCCAGCGAUCUGCAGUGAGAUACAAACAAACCCCUCCUGAAUGCACCUCAGGGAGCUGCACUGCAUUUACAGUCAUUACAGUGGCAGUAAUCAAUGGACUUGGCAAUGCGACAGCUGCAAGAGUAACAACGCAGGAGCAGUGAAGCCAAACCUCCUUCUGCUUUCUCCGUCUGCUCGUGCACUUGUGUUUACUCCACUUCAGCUCUGCCUCUGCUUUUCUCUGUCUCUCAUCAUCGCAUUGACCUUCUCUUUGACUCAGGCAGUCAGAAUGAAGAGCCUGCAGAUUAAACACAUGAGACUUUCGUUUAAGAGAGCAGAGUAAACCAUGCCAAGAUUUGACCAGCAGGCGAUGUCUCUGUCUGGAGAAACAACCACUGUUAUUUGUGUUUUGUAAAAUAUUUGUAGCAUACUGAACACUGGUACUGUACUAUUUUUUUUAUUCCUGACAAGCUGGAUUUGUGAGAACAAAAGAUGCACACUCCAGCCUCCAUGGUGAUGGGGAUCGUUUUUGCCCCCUUGGGUUUGGUCCUAGUCUUCACUGCUGCCAUCACCCCCCAGUGGAGAGAGGGACAGGCACAUUUGGGAAUGGCAGGACCGGGAAGUCUGCUCCGGUCAGGAACAAAAAGUCAUGGGACCAGGUCCAGUUCAGUGGAGGCACUGAUCUUGUUGCGCUCUGAUGGACUAUGGGAGAGCUGCCUGCAGGUGGAGCGCUCUGACUUGAGGCAGUGCUGGCCUGUGGCUGGUCCGUAUCAGAGAGACCCCAGGGUUCGUCUGGCACAGGGUUUGGUGCUAACCUCAUUGUUCCUGUGCGGCACUGGCAUUGUCCUGGCUUGCAUCGGGGUCCGGUGCUGGGCAGAUCUCCCUCUAAGAGGUGUAGCAGCCUCAGGAGGACUUCUGGUGGUGACAGCAGGGCUGCUGAGCCUGACUGCGUUAGGGGUUUACACCCACAACCUUAAAAGACUCGGGAUGGAUCCAAGUCAAAGGAUUCAUAACCCACGGUACCCACACCUCAACUUGCAUCCAGCUGGCUCGCUUUACUUUGGGUGGCUGGGUUCGUGUCUACAGGUGUUGGGAGGCGCCGCUUUGCUUUUCAGUUUCAAACGACCACGAUGCCCAACCUGCCCAUCUAGGCAUGAGCUGUCUGUGUCUCCCUGCCACUCAUGUCCAGAAAUGACCAACAAGCCUGACAUGGAUGUAUAUGAAGUUAGUUGUUAGAAGCUUGUCCAACAUUUUAAACUUUAAGAAAGCGUGGACAGAAAAGAGAAAAAAAAUAGCAUUAAGGGCACUUUCUAAACCCAUUUUUAUCUUUUCAGUGUGUAGCUUAUGUAAUGAAAAGUCAUAAAUUCAUAAAUGACUGUGGACUACCAGACAUUGCUGCUUAGUAAUGAACUGUCAUGCAGGUUUAAACAUAAUGGAUGUAGCUCUCCUUUAACACAGGAACAAACAUGAUCUGGGGGUGUAAAUAAAAACAAAUGGAUGAAUGUCACGUUAGAAAAAGAUUCAACAUCACGCUGCCUUUAAAUGCAACAUGUGGUGAAAUACGAUUGAAGUAUUGCUUUGUGUUGCCUUUACGUUGUAGCCAUGCAUUUGUACUGUUAAGAAGAAAAUUGUCUGAACAGAACUGUGAAUCAUAGAUGAUGCCAGCAGAAGCCUAAAAAAAUAGCUUAAAUUCUUAAGGUCAUCACACUCGGUUUCAUCUGUAUUAAGCUGGUUGUUAACAGAAAAAAAAAGCUUUACAUUUAUAUGUGAUAUCCUGUUUUGUUGAUGAAUUUGCUGCUCUUGAGCACAGGAGGAGCUUUCACUGGGUAACAUUAUAUUUCUGGAAUAAGAUGAGCACUAUGAAUAUUAAAGAAGGCGUCACAGGAGGAUAUACAAAAGGGUAUUUUCUAUUCCUUGCAAAUGACUGGUUUGUGUUGUCAUUUUGUGCUCAUAUUUGUUGCACUAAAU
Molecule: messenger RNA, 2281 nt
Organism: Maylandia zebra (zebra mbuna)
Lineage: Eukaryota; Metazoa; Chordata; Actinopteri; Cichliformes; Cichlidae
Gene: cldn23l
Product: claudin 23-like
Cellular component (GO): membrane; bicellular tight junction
Molecular function (GO): structural molecule activity
Source: RefSeq, a predicted model, not a curated record